CGGCGUGCUCCCGUUGGCGGGGACCGGAGCGGCGUUUGUUGACUUCCUCGGAGGCAGCGGGGGCGGCGCCGAGCCCCGGGAAUUCCCCGCGGUGGCGGAGGCCGAAACCGCGGCCGGGCCGGCGGGGUGGGGGGCGAUGGGCUCCCGAGGGGGCCCGAGCGGAGACCGCGAGGGACGGCGCUGCCUCCCCGCCGAGCUGAGCGCCCGCCGCUGACCCGCCCGGCCGAGCGGGGCCCGGACAGCUGUCAUGGAGGAGUUGGUAGAAGAUGACAUCUGUAUUUUGAACCAUGAAAAAGCAGACAAUGCUCACAAGAGAGACAGUGAUAUUCCUGUUCCAUCAUAUAGUGGAGAUGAGUCUGUUGCCUCACACUUUGCACUUGUCACUGCAUAUGAAGAUAUUAAGAAACGACUGAAGGAGACAGAGAAGGAGAACUCUUUCUUAAAAAAAAAAGUGAGAAUUUUAGAAGAGAAGGUGCUUGGCUCCCGGCUGGAAGAGGAAUGCAGCUCAGUUGGACGGGAACAAGUCAAUAAGGCCUACCAAGCCUAUCGAGAGGCCUGCAUUGACCGCGAUCAUUUGAAAAGCAAGCUGGAAAAAAUGGCGAAAGAAAGUGCGGAAUCCUUGAAAAACUUGAAUGAACAGUUGCAAUCUAAAGAAGUAGAGCUGUUACAACUAAGAACUGAAGUGGAAACUCAGCAAGUGAUAAAAAGUCUGAAUUGUACUCAGGCUAACUGGGAAUUAGAGAAGCUGAACAGUGACCUGAAAGUGCAUAGUCUGGAACAGGAUCUGGAAAAACUCAAGGAAGAGUGCAACAGUCUCAGGAAGGAGUUGCAAAAUUCCAAGCAGAAGGACCAGGCUCAGAAGGAAAAUCCAUUACAUGAAGACCACAUUCACAGGCAAGACAUCCAGAGCAUGCAGCAAACAUAUUGGGACCUGAAGAGAGAAAUGUCUAAUUUGCGUGCAGUGACUGACAAGCAAGCUGAGGUCCUCCGAAAACUGAAAAGGAACCCACCAGGAGCCAAGAAAGCUGCCUGUACUGCACCAGUGCAAUGUGUUGACUUGAACAUUUCAAAGCUGAAUUUGACAUCUGGGGUAGUCUCUAAAAACCUCUCACAAAACGAUAAAGCCCUUGGCAAUGCUGUGUCUCCCCCUCUGCUGAGAGAUGCCCAGGUCCCAUCAGAAAGGGUGACCUUACAAGCUUGGACAGAUGAGAGACCAAUUCCAGCUGAUGGCAAAACGUUUCAGGAACACCAUUCUUAUGGAAAGAGCUCUCUGGAAGAUAAUUCCUGGGUAUUCCCAAGUCCUCCAAAGCCCAAUGAGAAUAUGUUUUGGGAAAUGAAAAAUAAUCCAACUUUGUUAAACUGUCCAGCAGAUUACCUGGAUCAGUGUAAUCAAAACUGUCUGCACAAGAGUUAAACAAUUUUUAGAAUGAACUGAGGCAUUUUUGGAGUGAUUCUGAAUAGGCACCUUAAUGCUUGAACUUUUAAGGAGAGAAAACAAAUUGCUUGAAAUGUUCUUUCUUUUUUUUUAAUUCUAGUUCCAAAUCAGAAAGCCUAGUCUUUCUCUGCUGUAAAUUGGGAGCAAGUUCCUUGAUGUUAAAGCUGUGCUGGUAUAAUGUAAAUACAAAGAAAUCUGGCAUGGGGCCUAGAUAGUCUUGUACUGCAAAUGACAUACAUUUGCUAAAGGUUACACUGAAAAGUGAGUUUGUGGAAUAAAACAAAAUAAUCUAG
Messenger RNA from Poecile atricapillus (Black-capped chickadee), 1728 nucleotides. RefSeq names its product 5-azacytidine induced 2 (gene AZI2). Gene Ontology annotation, cellular component: cytoplasm. The coding region runs from base 248 to 1414 and encodes 388 amino acids. Gene Ontology annotation, biological process: canonical NF-kappaB signal transduction. The record is from RefSeq and is a predicted model, not a curated record. The transcript has 8 exons. Lineage: Eukaryota; Metazoa; Chordata; Aves; Passeriformes; Paridae.